Calidris pugnax (ruff) is the source of this 1746-nucleotide messenger RNA. It is a transcript of the gene ANP32E, whose product is annotated as acidic nuclear phosphoprotein 32 family member E. The transcript has 6 exons. Bases 123 to 752 code for a protein of 209 amino acids. Gene Ontology annotation, cellular component: nucleus. Gene Ontology annotation, biological process: regulation of apoptotic process. Gene Ontology annotation, molecular function: phosphatase inhibitor activity; histone binding. NCBI's taxonomy places the organism in Eukaryota, Metazoa, Chordata, Aves, Charadriiformes, Scolopacidae. The record is from RefSeq and is a predicted model, not a curated record.
UUGACGAGCGGUUCGGUCUCCUCCUUCCCAAGGUGACGGAGUUGGUGCUCGACAACUGCCGGUCCAGCAACGGCGAAAUCGAAGGGCUGAAUGAUUCCUUUAAAGAACUGGAGUUCCUCAGCAUGGCCAACGUGGAGCUGACGUCGUUGGCCAAGCUUCCCACCUUGAGUAAGCUCCGAAAGUUGGAGUUGAGCGACAACAUCAUUUCAGGAGGCCUGGAGGUCCUCGCGGAAAGAUGUCCAAAUCUCACAUAUCUAAAUCUAAGCGGCAACAAAAUCAAAGAUCUCGGCACUGUGGAAGCUCUUCAAAAUCUCAAAAACUUGAAGAGCCUUGACCUGUUCAACUGUGAGAUCACAAACCUGGAGGAUUACAGAGACAGCAUUUUUGAGCUGCUUCAGCAAAUCACGUACCUGGACGGAUUCGAUCAGGAGGAUAACGAGGCACCGGACUCGGAAGACGACGACGAUGAGGAAGGAGAUGAAGAUGAUGAUGACGAAGAUGAGGAUGAAGCUGGUCCUCCAGGAGAAUAUGAAGAGGAAGACGAUGAAGAUGACGGAGGUUCAGAUUUGGGGGAAGGCGAAGAGGAGGAGGAAGUUGGUCUUUCCUACCUGAUGAAAGAAGAGAUUCAGGAUGAAGAUGAUGACGACGACUACGUUGAAGAAGGAGGUGAUGAGGAGGAAGAAGCAGAGGGCAUCCGAGGGGAGAAGAGGAAACGAGACCCUGAAGACGAAGGCGAGGAAGAGGAGGAUUAAUUUGUUAUAGACACAAGUAGGACCAGACUCUUUUAAGUUCCAGAAUACGCAAUAGUGAUUAUGCAGAUCUGUAUGUCUCCAUGUACCAUAGAUGUCCCUACAGAAGAUAAUACGUUAACUUUUUAUAGGAGAAGUGUGGUUUUACUAUUCUUGCCCUUUUUAUCAUUCCAAAUAAGAUAUAAUAGCCUGGUAGUGAACCUAUAUGUAGAAAAACAAUUUUCAGCCCUAUAAUUACUGAAGCCAUUGUCAAGUUUUCCCCCCCUCUCCCCCCCUAGACUUUUAUUUGGAGCUCUUUAAUUUCAUACAAGCUUGCUGUGUUUGGUCAUCGUUAGCCCGGAGUUAAAACACCCUUUUCACACGGGUUUAAUAUUGUGAAUUUCCUUGGAGAUUUUAAAAGUUUUUUAUACUUAAAAAGCUGAACUCAAAAAAUACUAGAUGGCAAAUUCUAGUCGCUUUUCAAUGAGAUGCUGAGUGGAGUCUGGAGUUUACCAGGGAUUCUAUUUGAAACUGACAACUAGAUUCCACCUUUAUUUCAGCUUUUUAAAAGGUGACUCCUGUAAUAUUAUUUUUUUAAGUCUUCUAUCCAUUUUCUGUGUUCCAUUGUAAAGCCUAAAUGGGUUUCAGAAGAUGUGGUGUUUUUUUUUUUCCUGCUUGUUGAGCUGUUCGGUGUUUGCUGGAGCAUUCACUAAAAUACCUUCAAGAAGGGAUCUCGGCAAACGGAAAGGGUCAAAUCUGUAAUUUUUCUCCAGAAGACACAGUCAUUGCAGGUAUUAACAAAAGCAAAUAACGUGUAGUUGUAAAAGCAUUUCACCGGGAAAGUCUGUGUUCAACUUUCACUCACUUCGCUCUCGCAUCGUCAUUUUGGGAAUUCUGCAACAAUCAUGGUGUUUGGCUAGAAAAUAUAUGCAUUUUUAUGCAGAAGUUUAACGGGUAACUCCUUCAAGCACAUUUUUUUUGUUGUUUUCAAACAACCCCCCCCUUCCUUUUAUAGAAU